AUGGAGACCUUCUUGUUCACCUCUGAAUCAGUCAAUGAGGGUCACCCAGACAAGCUCUGUGAUCAGAUCUCAGACGCAGUGCUCGAUGCCUGCCUUGCGCAAGACCCUGAGAGCAAGGUGGCCUGUGAAACCUGCACCAAGACCAACAUGGUCAUGGUCUUCGGAGAGAUCACCACCAAGGCCAAUGUAGACUAUGAGAAGAUUGUUCGUGACACAUGCCGUACAAUUGGCUUUGUAUCAGACGAUGUUGGUCUUGAUGCUGACAAUUGCAAGGUUCUUGUGAACAUUGAGCAGCAAAGCCCUGACAUUGCUCAGGGUGUCCAUGGCCAUUUGACCAAAAGGCCUGAGGAGAUUGGUGCUGGUGACCAAGGUCACAUGUUUGGCUAUGCCACAGAUGAGACCCCUGAGCUCAUGCCCCUCAGCCAUGUCCUUGCAACCAAGCUCGGUGCUAAGCUCACCGAGGUUCGCAAGAAUGGUACUUGUGCUUGGUUGAGGCCUGAUGGCAAGACCCAAGUGACUGUUGAGUACUACAACGACAAGGGCGCCAUGGUUCCAAUUCGUGUCCACACUGUCCUAAUUUCGACCCAGCAUGACGAGACCGUGACAAAUGAUGAGAUUGCUGCUGAUCUCAAGGAGCAUGUGAUCAAGCCUGUGAUCCCUGAGAAGUACCUUGAUGAGAAGACCAUCUUCCAUCUCAACCCAUCUGGCCGAUUCGUCAUCGGAGGGCCUCAUGGUGAUGCUGGUCUCACUGGCAGGAAGAUCAUCAUUGACACCUAUGGAGGAUGGGGAGCUCAUGGUGGUGGUGCCUUCUCUGGGAAGGACCCAACUAAGGUGGACAGGAGUGGGGCCUACAUUGUGAGGCAGGCUGCCAAGAGCAUUGUGGCCAGUGGACUUGCCAGGAGGUGCAUUGUGCAAGUUUCAUAUGCCAUUGGUGUGCCUGAGCCUUUGUCUGUUUUUGUUGAUUCUUAUGGCACUGGGAAGAUCCCAGACAAGGAAAUUCUCAAGAUUGUGAAGGAGAGCUUUGAUUUCAGGCCUGGUAUGAUUGCCAUCAACCUAGAUCUCAAGAGGGGUGGCAAUGGAAGGUUUUUGAAGACUGCUGCCUAUGGGCAUUUUGGCAGGGAUGACACUGACUUCACAUGGGAGGUGGUCAAGCCACUCAAAUGGGACAAGGCCCAAGCUUGA
Prunus armeniaca (apricot) is the source of this 1182-nucleotide messenger RNA. NCBI's taxonomy places the organism in Eukaryota, Viridiplantae, Streptophyta, Magnoliopsida, Rosales, Rosaceae. The record is from the annotation of a GenBank genome assembly.